Messenger RNA from Aricia agestis (brown argus), 2760 nucleotides. RefSeq lists its product as uncharacterized. The record is from RefSeq and is a predicted model, not a curated record. The coding region runs from base 130 to 2700 and encodes 856 amino acids. The transcript has 8 exons. Lineage: Eukaryota; Metazoa; Arthropoda; Insecta; Lepidoptera; Lycaenidae.
AACCUACAAGGCGUAUACAAAUAAUUAUAAUAAAAAUUGGAAAGCUAUUAUUACUUUGCCAUUUAUCAAUAUAUUGUAACAUCAAACGUGAUAAGCUUUUAAAUGAGCUAAAGUUUCUCUUUUAAAAACAUGGCAUUAUUUCCAGCGUAUCUUUCCGUGUCUGAAGAAGAUAGAAAAAAUAAUGGAAGUAAUACUUUGUUAUCAUGGAAAGAUGAGGAUUUACCUUCGGAAGCUGUUGAGAGUCAGUUACUUGCUAGUGACACAGAUGAGGAAAGUGAAAAAUAUGUACAAAAUAACGCACAAAUCAUGUCAAACAUCAAAGCUGUUCCAAGUAAAUGUGAUGAGUACUACUUGGAUAGCAUAUGUGACUAUGGCAACUUGAAUGUGUCCACGCUUUACUAUCCAGGCCGGCCUGAGUAUUACUGCAAAAAAGGUAAAAUUGAUUGUAAGAAAAAUAAGAGAUAUGUGCGGCGUUAUUACACAAGCUACAUACCACACGAGUCUGAUGCUACUGCUGUGACACAACGGGCUGAUGCAUACCAGCUGCUGCUGGCCCAGAACCCUCAAGAUGUCGCUCUUUGGGAAAAGUUUAUUGACUUUCAGGAGGUAUGCGGGAGCGCGGAGUCCGCACUGGCGGCGGCAGAGCAGGCCGCGGAGCGCGUGCCAGGCAGCGCGGUGUUGCUUCAGCGGCUCCUGGACGCGCUGGAGGCGGCGCUGCCCCCGAGGGAGCUCCUCGGCCGCUUGCGCGCUCUGCUAGCCGCCGAGCCCCGACCGGAGGCGCGCCUGCCGCUGUGGGAGCGGUUGCUGGCGGCCCUGGGGGGCGACCCCGCCGCAGACGCGGACGCGGCGACCGCCGCCGCCGCGGCCGCCUUGGCGGACACGCGCGCCGCACUCGCCGCCUACCCGCGCCUGCUGUACGCCGCCGGCCUGCAGCUGCGCGCCGCCGGCCUGUGGGAGCGCCUCGUGCUGCUGCUGGAGUUGGCCGUUGCCAUGAACCUGCCCACGCUCGGCCCCGCCCCCGCCUUCCCCCCGCCCUUCGACCCCGAGGCGUACGCCCGAGCCGAGCUCCGUCUUCAGGAGAUAGAAGAUGAGGCGACCGCGAGUGGGCUGCCUCUGAGCGCCGUGUGGGUGCGCGUGGAGCGCGCGCGAGCCGCCGCGCACUGGCGACCCGCGCCCGCCGGCCCGCCGCCCGCCGACCCGCAGCGCGCGCCGCCGCCGCACCUGCUGGCCGACCUGCUGCGCCCGCUCGCCGGCCCGCCGCUGCCGCUCGCCGCGCGCCUGCUGCGCCUCGCCAAGGUGCCGCCGCUGCCCGUCACCGACUGGGCCGCGCGCGCCCUCGGCCCGCCGCCGCUCGACUGCGCCGAGGAGAUGCUGCCCCUGCUGGCGGCCGCGGCCGACCUGCCACCCGCGCACCCCGCGCGCGCCGCCCCCGCGGUCGCGCGCCGCUUGCUCGCGCUCGCCCUGGACCCCCCGCACUACUUCAGCGACGAGUGGGGACACCUGAGCUGGACGGAGGCGCUGUGGGACGCGUGCUGCGCGGCGACGACGGGCGCGGCGCGCGGCGCGCUGCUGGCGUGGCGGCUACGCUGGCUGCGGGCGCACCUGCUGCUGACGGAGGAGGACGGGGCGGGGCGCGGGGAGCGGGCGCGGGUGCGUUCGGCGGCGCGCGCGGCGCUGCGGCGGUUGCGGUGCUCGGACCCACUGGUGGUGGCGGAGCUGGCGCGGCUGGAGUUGCUGGCGGAGGGGGGGGCGGCGGCGGCGCGCACCGCCCGCCUCGCCCUGCGCUCCGCGAUCGCCUCCUGCCCCGUCGAGCACGCCAUCUACGUCGCGAGGGUGGUCGGCGAGGUGGAAUCAGACGCUGGCGAGGGCGCGCUCGUGUACGCCGUGCUGGGCCGAGCGACGGACGCUCCCCCCUCGCCCCCCGCGCCCGCCGACCGCGUCGCCGCGCUGCAGCGGUGCGAGGAGCGCUGCGCGGAGCUGGAGCGGCGGUGGGCGGCAGGAGAAGGGGCGGGAGCGGACGAGGAGGCGGGGGAGGAGUGGGCGCUGCUGCCGGGAGCGGGCGAGUGGGCGCGCGCGCGGGCGGCCCUGGCGGACCCGCGCCGCCGCCGCCGCCUGCUCGCCGCGCUGCUGGCCGCCGCCCCGGCCGCGCCGCCGCCCGCCGCGCGAUACUACGAGGAGGCGGCGGAGGCGCUGGUGCGGGCGGCCGCCGCCGAGGGUCGCGCCGCCGUCGUCGCUCGGGCCGUCGCGCCCCUCUACCCGAACAACGCCUACCUCGCGGUCGCCGAGGCGGGCGCCCCGCUGUGGGCGAUGGGCGAGCUGUCCGCGGAGGCGCGCGCGCGGGCUCUGGCUGGCGGCGGCGGGCUGCGGCCGCUGGCCGGAGCGCUCCCGGCGCUGCUUCGUGCGCUGACCGACGCGGGCGGGUGGGGGGCUGCGGCUCGAGUCCUCCGGCGGGCGACCGUAGGGGCGCGGGGCGCGCGGGCCGGGGCGCUGGUGUGGGCGCUGCGGCUGGAGGCCGAGGCGCGAGCGGGCUGUGGAGCUGGCGGGGGGGCGGCGUGCGCGGCAGCAGCUCGUCCGGGUCACAAAUGGCUGUACGUGCGAGGUGCGGCGUUGUGCGGCGCCGACGCCCCGGCGCUUGAGGACGCGAUCCUCGAACGACGCCUGCGCUUGCAUGCGCUGAGGGACGAGCUGCCGCAAUCCUGAGUCGACCAUAAUAUUAUAUUGUAAUGUUUAUAGAGAAUAAAACGAAAAUAGAUACUUUGA